AUGCUUGUGCUCAAAUUUAAUGAUAUAAACACAAAUCAAGUUUAACAAUAAUAACAAUAAUACUAAUACUUCAAGAUUAUCCUCUCUCGAUACUCCAAUCAGCAUUUUCAGAUUAAGAAAGCCUACACUAAAUUCUCAGGACGAUGGUCGAAAGGAAGCGAUUCAGAAAGAUAAAUAGAUUAUGUUUAAGAGAAUUUGGAUGUCAAUCUGGUUGCUAAACUAGUUAAUGCAUUCAAUGGCAUCGAAAUCGUCAUAAACACUCCUCAAGAAUUAUAUGAAAUGUAUCAAACUCUGCAUUUCUUCCAGAUUCAGGAACUGUAAAAUUAAAUAGAAAAAUUCCUGAUUUAAGAUAAAUCUAGUAUUUUAAUUGGAUACCAAUUAUCCGAAUUGUUCGAAAUUGAAUCCUUAUCUAACUUUUAUUUUGAAUAUUUCAAAGAAUAUGGAUUCUUGGGUAUUUUUAAUAAAAAACUUGACAAAGAGAAAGCAAGAAAACACAUCUACAAGAACAAAAACAGAUUGGUUCCACUUCAUUAUUUAUAUUUAUAAGCCAACUUAUUCAAAAAACUGUUAAUAUUGCAUAACCAUCUUGCCGUCAUCAAUUUCGAUAAAAGUAAGUUCUUAGACUAAUUUUAAAUUGCCCUUUUAAUCAGCGAAUAUUGUUUAACCAAUGGCUACGACAGAAUUAAAUUAUAAGAAAUCUUCUCCGAUGCAGUUAUUAAAGAUUAAGUCACUAAUGAACAGAAAUAAAUUAUUUUGAUCGAAUUUGAAAAAUAAUAUAAAUAAAACCAAAUGAGAACAGUUUCAAGUAUAUCUUAAUCAGAAGAUGAUGAUUUAUCUGAUACUACAAUAGAAUUGAAAAAUCAUAACUCAGAAAAUAUGAUAUCACAAAUCCCCAUUAUUGAACCUAUUGAAAUAUAUAGAGGAAAAGAAUUAGACCCAAAACUGCUUUUAGGAUUAAAGAAUUUAUAAUUUCAUUUUAAGACUAAACAUACUUCUUUUGGAUUCUAUGUAUCCAAAAAGAUUGAAUUAAAUUCAUAGAUAGAAGAUGAAUAAUUAUAGUUAGUCAAUUUAAAUACUAAAGUAUAAUUUAAUACAAGUUUGAGACUCAAUUGGAUUAGAUUUGAAGAAAAUGGUUUAAAUGUAAAUAAUAGACUAAUAAUUGUCAGAUAAAAAGGAAUAUGUAGGUAUGAAGAUGAUGUGAAUGAACCUAAUGGCUAAAUUAGAUUAACAGGGUGUCGAAAUUUCAGAAUUGAAGAAGUAGAAGUGUGGAAUACAUGUAGUUUUGCAUAUUCUUGA
This is a messenger RNA of Paramecium octaurelia, 1296 nucleotides long. The record is from the annotation of a GenBank genome assembly. Lineage: Eukaryota; Ciliophora; Oligohymenophorea; Peniculida; Parameciidae.